Thamnophis sirtalis is the source of this 1367-nucleotide messenger RNA. It is a transcript of the gene RNF113A, whose product is annotated as ring finger protein 113A. The record is from RefSeq and is a predicted model, not a curated record. Gene Ontology annotation, molecular function: metal ion binding. Gene Ontology annotation, cellular component: U2-type spliceosomal complex. Gene Ontology annotation, biological process: snoRNA splicing. NCBI's taxonomy places the organism in Eukaryota, Metazoa, Chordata, Lepidosauria, Squamata, Natricidae.
AUUGAGAGUGCUUCGGAGUCCUACUUCCGUGAAGGGUUUGAUUGCCAUGGAGGAGGCUCAGCCUGUUUGUAGCUUCCUCUUCAAAAAGCGUCGUUCCGCGCCUGGGAGGGCUCAACGUAAGAGGCCGAGCAGCGACCAGGACUCCGGUAGCAGUGGUGAUGAAGGCAGCACUGUAAUCAGGAAGGAGAGACGAAAGGAAGUUUCCAACCCCAUGAUUCAGAAGACGAAGAAAUGUAUGAAAACAAAGACUUCGUAUGAGUCAAACAGUAGUGAUGAUGAUAAUAAACCUGAAGCAGUUGGAAUUGCGUAUAAAUCAACACGAUCUGCGAAACCUGUGGGUCCAGAGGACAUGGGUGCAACAGCUGUAUAUGAACUGGACACAGAGAAGGACAAAGAUGCCCAAGCCAUUUUUGAACGCAGCCAACAAAUCCAGAAGGAACUUCAAGGAAAGGAAGACGAUAAAAUUUAUCGAGGAAUUAAUAAUUAUCAAAAGUAUGUAAAACCAAAAGAUACAUCCAUGGGAAAUGCUUCUUCAGGCAUGGUAAGGAAGGGACCAAUCCGAGCCCCAGAACAUCUCAGGGCCACUGUGAGGUGGGAUUACCAGCCAGAUAUAUGUAAAGACUACAAGGAAACUGGGUUUUGUGGCUUUGGAGAUAGCUGCAAAUUUCUGCAUGACCGAUCAGAUUAUAAACAUGGGUGGCAAAUUGAGCGGGAACUGGAUGAGGGACGCUAUGGACUUAAUGAUGAUGAAAAUUAUGAAGUAAGUAGUGAUGAGGAUGAACUGCCUUUCAAAUGUUUUAUUUGUAGAAGCUCCUUCAAGAACCCUGUGGUAACCAAGUGUAAACAUUACUUUUGUGAAAACUGCGCCCUACAACAUUAUCGCAAGUCUCAGCGAUGUUAUGUAUGUGAUAAACAGACUAAUGGUGUCUUCAAUCCAGCCAAAGAAUUGUUAACAAAACUGGAAAAACAUAAGGCUGAAGAAAGUCCCCUUGAAGAUGCUGGAGAGCAAGAUUAGAAUUUUCUUUACUAUUUUCAUGCCUUACAUCCUCCAAAGAAAUAAUUUGAUUGCAGAAUAAAUAAUUGAUAGAAAAAUAAAUUGAUCCAUCAUGCUUUGUGCUUCAACAUACAUUCCAAACAACUUUACAGACCAAGACCGAGAUAUUACUGAUAGUAAAGAACAUUAUGAAAACAAAGCAAUUCAUUAUUUUUUAUUGCUUUAAUGUAUUGGGGAAAAAAAGGGGGGGGGCAAGGAAAACAAAAAACUGCACAAAAACAGCAGCUCAAAAACUUUGUAUUUCUGAAAGUUAAAGGAAAUAGUUCUUCCUGUGUUCAAACAACUUCUGUAUUCUAAAAGGAAAUAACUAGCA